AUGUCGAAUACUGAUGUUGCUGAGCAAGCUGCUAUGCCAGUCAUGAGUGAGCCACCGGCUGCUGCACAACGAUGGGAACGAGAUUUUUCGCUGACAAAAACUGAUAAUAUUGCAUAUGAUUAUAUUAUUGUUGGCUCGGGCUCAGCAGGUGCCGUCUUAGCUAAUCGUCUGUCAGAACAAGGUGAUAAACGUGUUCUUCUUAUUGAAGCGGGUGGUACCGAUACCAUGAACGAAAUACACAUACCAGCUGGAUGUGGCAACUGUCAGCGUGUUGACUUUGAUUGGCAAUACAAGACUACUCCUCAAUUUCAUUCACACUUUGGUUGUGUCAAUCACCAGAGUAAUUGGCCACGUGGUAAAGUGUUAGGCGGUUGCUCUUCAAUAAACUACAUGCAAUAUGUUCGUGGUGUUUCACAUGAUUAUGAUAAUUGGCAAUUACCACAAUGGUCAUUUCAAGAUAUGUUACCGUAUUUGAAAAAAUUAGAACGUGCUGAUUCGAACAAAAUUCCGUUAAAUGAAAAAUAUCGUAACCAUGAUCAUGAAAAAGGCAUGAUGGACGUAACAAUACUUGAAGAUUCAAAUCCAAUAAAUCAGCUCUUCAUCGAAGCAUGUCAGAAGAAUGGAUUUCGUGAAACUAAAGAUUAUAAUGCUGAAGAAAAUCUCAGUGGAUGUGUAGGAAUGUCACAAAUUUCAACAAAAGAAGGCAAGCGUUGGUCAACAACAAGUGGUUAUCUCUUGCCAGCAGUUAAACGAGAAAAUUUUGAUUUGCUAAUAAAUGCACAUACUUGUCGAGUGGUAUUCGAUGAGCAAAAACAAGUAACUGGUGUCAUUGUUAAACGUAGUAGUUCAUUGGAUAACGAAGAGUUUAUUAAAGGUAAAGAAAUUAUAUUAUCAGGCGGCACAGUUGGAAGUGCUCAAAUUCUUCUUCUUUCUGGAAUUGGCCCUCGAGAAGAAUUAGAGAAACUUCAAAUACCGGUGAUUGUUGAUUUACCUGGUGUUGGUAAAAACUUACAAGAUCAUCUUAUGACUCUCCUAAUCUAUCAAACUGGAAUUCCAACACUUUCCGCUAGUGAUCUCACACCUGAAAACUUACAAAAAUGGGCAAUUCAAGGAAGAGGUCCUUUAACGUCAUGUGUUGUUGAAUCAUUAGCUUGGUGUCAAAUGAGCGGGCAUGAUAAAACACAAGCACCUGAUAUUCAAAUACACAUGGCACCGCUAACAAUAGACGCUGAACUUUUUAAGAACUUUAACUGCAAACCAGAAGUUUUUGAACAAUAUAUGAAACCACAUUUAACUGAUGAAUUGCAAUGGACUAUUUUAUUUUUACCUACGCUUUUACAUCCUAAGUCAAAGGGUGAAAUUACACUUGCAAGUCGUGAUCCUCUUGUACAUCCAAUAAUCAAUCCAAAUUAUUUAGAAGACAAAGAAGAUGUUCGUAAACUGGUUGAAGCAUGUAAAUUAGCUGAUAAAAUUUCUCGAACUGAACCAUUGAAGGUUACACUCAAAAGUAUGGCAAAAGUAAUGUAUAUUGAUCAAGUACCAGAAAAUGAAGAUGAAUUUUGGGAAUCGUAUAUUCGUAAGUAUACUAUAACAGUUUAUCAUCCGAUUGGCACAUGUAAAAUGGGAAAAGAAGAAGAUUCAAUGACAGUUGUCACUCCUGAUACACGAGUUAAAGGCGUUCGAGGCCUACGUGUGGUCGAUGGAAGUAUAAUGCCCAGCCUUGUUUCAGGCAAUACAAAUAUUCCAAUAAUUGCAUUGGCGGAGAGAGCAGCAGAUUUAAUUAAACAAAAUGCUUAA
Molecule: messenger RNA, 1797 nt
Organism: Rotaria socialis
Lineage: Eukaryota; Metazoa; Rotifera; Eurotatoria; Philodinida; Philodinidae
Source: the annotation of a GenBank genome assembly